Caenorhabditis elegans is the source of this 1484-nucleotide messenger RNA. It is a transcript of the gene pqn-92, whose product is annotated as Prion-like-(Q/N-rich)-domain-bearing protein. The record is from RefSeq and is marked reviewed. NCBI's taxonomy places the organism in Eukaryota, Metazoa, Nematoda, Chromadorea, Rhabditida, Rhabditidae.
AUCAUUUUUCAAAAUGGAGACCCCGUUCAUUUGGGAUCAAAAUUCGCAGGUUUCAUCCAAUAACAUGAAUAUCCAACAGCAACAAGGAACAUCAUUCCAGCCAAACUGGGACUAUCCAGCACCCCAACUUGACCCUCUUCACCAGCAAAAUAAGCAGACGUACUAUCAGAAUGACUACCAGCAGAACUUCCAACAGAAUAACUCUUGGCAGGGACAGGACCAAAACUAUCAACAAUAUCAAUUUACCAAUUUAAUUGCGUCAGACCAAAUUCAGGAAAUUGGACAAAAUUUCCACAAAAAUACAACAAUGCACGACGAAUUUCAAAAAGCCCAGUAUAAUCUCAUCGUGGACGAACCAAUGGAUGAUGGGCAGCAGGCACGGGAUGAAGGUCCUCUGGAACCUAUAACAUCCUAUUUUCCGGCACAGUUCUGUCAGGGAACGGAGGACCCGGUGAUUCAGUAUGGCUACACACAUCCAUAUACGCCAUGCAACAAUAACAAUAACAAUGGCAAUGAAUAUAUUCCCACAUACAAUUAUGAGAAUGAGGCUCCGUGGGCAAAACUGGAACCCCUUACUCCGAUUCUUGAUGUUAGCCCUGCUGCAUCUGUCCAAUCAAAAGUUGAUGGCAAUCACAAAAAAGAAAUGGCGAAGAAAUACUCUGCAAAAUGCUUGGAAAAGAAGAACGUGGCACUUAAAGAGAAAAUGAAAGAUGUCGAAUUACAAUCAUGGGAGGGAAAGCGUUUAGCCAAGGACAUCAUUGAAAAUGAGCAACACCUCCAGACAGCUGUGAACGUUGUGUUGAUCCCAUUCUUGGGUGAUAACAAUUCCAACAAUUUCAACAUUUCUCAAGAGGACGUUAAGCAGUGUUUUAGAAGAUUUGUGGAUGGGAAGAAAAUGAUUAGUUAUGAGACUGGGCAGUGUAUGGAAGGAGAUGAAGCGCUCAGAGCUCAAAAGGAAAAAGUCGACGUUGCAACUGAAAACUUUGAAAUUGCGAAGAAAAACAAUCGGAAUAAGAAGAUGAUGGCAAAAAUAGAGAAAGUUGACGAAAAAACAUUUGCCACGCGUCAACAUCGUACAAAGAAGAUCAAGGAGACGAUUGACUAUGAGUAUCAAAGCAUGCUGUUGAACUAUGAAGUGUCAAAGAACUGUACGAUUACGAAUCUUUGGACGCAAUGCUGGAAUUCACUUUUACCCUAUGUCAAAACCAUCAUAAACUACAACCAGGAUAACUUGAUAUCUUUUGCACAGAGCCGGGGACAGGAAAAGCAACUGCAACAGCUUAUUGAAAAGAUUAUGAAAGAGAGUGAACAGAAUGAGAAUAAUUUUUUCCCCGGAUAACUUUUCAUUAUUCAUAUUUGUGUAAAUGUAUUUGUUUUACAAUCAGGAAAAACUUGUACAUUAGCUCCCAUGGAAUUUCAGAUGACCCAAUCCUACUCCGCAAUUCUUAUUUGUUUAUAUUGUUACCGAAUAAAAUUUGUAUAAU